CCCAUCGCCAACAUCGUCAUGCGUGUGUCUGCGCCUGGCAAGGUGCUGAUCACGGGAGGGUACCUCGUCCUCGAGCCUUCCUUCUCGGGAGCAGUCAUCGCAGCGAGCUCUCGCUUCCACACGUCCAUCACUGUGGAGUCCCUCGAAGGGAGCGAUGACGACCCAUCAUCCGCAUCGUCCACCUCUGUCCCGGUCCGUGUCUUCAGUCCCCAGUUCCAUCAAUCCAUGCAUGGCGAGUUGUCGGCCACGUCGUUCCGCUUCGCCCACGACAGCGUCCAAAACUGUUACGUUGAGAAAACCAUCGGCAUCUGCGUGGUCGCGCUAGUGGGUCUCCUUGGCGCCGCCGCCUUUGAAGGUCGUAUCCGCGACAUGCUCCGCCGCCGUCAAACUCUUGUCAUCACGCUCGAGGCUGACAACGACUUUUACUCGCAACGAGACCAACUGCGCAGUCGGGGGUUAGCAGUUAGCCGCACAGCCCUGGCGUCGCUGCCUCCGUUUUUACCCAGCCUUGUGGACGAAUCUGGCCAGGCCAAGGUGGCCAAGACUGGCAUGGGCAGCUCCGCCGCACUUAUCACGUCCCUCGUCGGCGCGCUGUUAGGAUUUUUCGACGCCGCGCAAUUGCCUACGAAAGCCGGACCCCACGAUACCUCCACCCAAGCUGGCGUGACCCUCGUGCAUAACUUGGCUCAGAUCGCUCAUUCUAUCGCCCAAGAAAAGAUUGGAUCUGGCUUUGACGUGUCGGCGGCCGUGUAUGGGAAUCAGCAGUACAAUCGUUUUCGCCCUGACGAAAUCCAACCAUUUUUGGCCGACGACGUCGAAACAGUCGACCCGGUGGCGUUGGCGGCGCAGUUGACGGCGCCGUGGGACAAUGUGGUCCGACCAUUUUGUUUGCCGGAGGGCAUGCACAUGAUUAUGGGCGACGUGAAUGCUGGGUCCGCGACCGUGUCCAUGGUGCGCAAAGUGCUGACGUGGCAAUCCCACGAUCCCGUCGGCGCCGCCGCCCUCUGGGCCGACUUGAACGCGCAGAACAUGGCCAUUCCAGCCUUGUUUGAACAACUGCAUGCAUUGCAAGCUCAGGAUUCAGCUCUCACGAACACAACCAAGCAGCGCAGUGUGUCCGAGUUGCUUGAAGAGCUCAGUCGGAUGCCGUUCCACGAGUGGACAGCAGCGGAUGCAGUGGUGGGGACGCUCUUGACGUCGCUACGUACGACGUUUCAAGGGAUUCGAGCCCUCUUGCGGAAUAUGGGGGAGUUAGCUCAAGUGGGCAUUGAACCAACGGAUCAAACCGCGUUGAUUGAUGCGACGAUGGCCGUACCUGGCGUGCUUUUCGCUGGGGUUCCUGGAGCUGGCGGCAACGACGCCAUCUUUGCGAUCGUUUUGCAUGUGGAUGUACUGGAUGCAGUUGAAGCCUUUUGGUCCACGUGGACGGCUACCAGUGUGAGUGCGCUCUUGGUGGACGCCGCGCCAAACGGGUUUCAAGGCGGCCUCCUUCGUCACAACGAAUGACGACCUCCAAAUAGUGUGCAUGUGCUGCGACACAAUAGACAUAUUCGAGACGAUAAUGAAUAGAGUUUGGACACUAUAAAGAUUUUAAGUGGUCGACCUCCCGCACCAUGGCCACGGCCGGAUCGAUAUCGAGCAUGGAGGGAAUCCGCAUCUUGAUGGGAACGAAUGCCCCGGUCGGAGGACAUGUCUCGUCCUCGUCAGAGCUACUGGUCGACGACGAUGCACUAUCACUGUCGUCGUUGCUCUCGUCAUCAUGGCUACUUUCAUCAGAGUCAUCGAUAUCGUGAGCGGGCACAGCAAUCGGAGCGGUUCGACGUUGUUGGCUUGGCCCGUCAAAGAUAAACGAGAACGCCAUCCGUGACAAUGCAUUCGACAUGUAGAAUGUACCCACGACGGUUGCCAGGAACGUCGCUACCGUCGGCCAACUCCAUGUGUCGCGGAAGAAGAUCUCGUUCACGGCGCGGCGCAACGUUGCUUCCAUUGCCA
Molecule: messenger RNA, 1992 nt
Organism: Aphanomyces astaci
Lineage: Eukaryota; Oomycota; Saprolegniomycetes; Saprolegniales; Verrucalvaceae
Product: phosphomevalonate kinase
Exons: 10
Coding region: 19-1506 (495 amino acids)
Biological process (GO): isopentenyl diphosphate biosynthetic process, mevalonate pathway
Cellular component (GO): peroxisome
Molecular function (GO): ATP binding; phosphomevalonate kinase activity
Source: RefSeq, a predicted model, not a curated record